AGAUUUUUAUUGUUUUGCAAACUUUAUUUGAUUCACUUGCGUUAAUUCACUGUCAGUUACCUAAUAAAUCUUCCACGGAAAGAUGAGAUUUUUCGGAAUCAAUUUCGACCAUUGGAACACCCCUUGCCGAAAACGACUUCAAUUUCUAGCAGCCGGAGCUUGGAUGUUUACUUUCAUUUUUGGCGGAACAAUCUUGCUACUUUUAUGUUUCUACUUGCUAUUUACUCCAUUGUGGUGGUUGGUUUUGAUCAACUUCUGUUGGAUUUAUUACGACAGACACAGCAAAGAAACAGGAGGCAAAUCAAUUGAAUGGAUACAAAACUGGAAAUGGUUCAAAUACACCAGCGACUAUUUCCUCAUAACGCUUAAACUCGCCCCUGGCUUUCAACUAGACCCUAACAGGAACUACCUGUUUGCAUGUUUUCCUCACGGAGUUCUCCCCGCUGGACUUUUUCACGCAAUGAGCACAAAAAACUCCCGAUUUCGACAAUUGUAUAAAGAUUUCAGUGUAAAGACGGUGAUCCUUACGCUACUUUUUUAUUUACCUUUCACCCGGGAACUAAUAUUGGCCCAUGGAGCCAUCUCGUCAUCGACUAAAUCGAUAAAUUACGUUUUAAGUAAACCACAAGGUGGACAAAUUGUGCUGCUCUUCCCCGGAGGUGCUUUAGAAGCUACUUAUACGAAACCAGGAAUUUACAAAUUUGUAGUCAAGAAGAGGAAAGGUUUUGUCAGGUUGGCGCUACAGAAUGGGGCUCCUUUAGUUCCUGUUAUAACUUUUGGCGAAAAUGAUUUGUAUAACAUCACUGGAGAUAACUAUUGCUGGGAAGUGUUUCAAAAUAUUGUCAGAAAGAUGGCAGGUUUUACUCCUAUUCUUUUUAAUGGGCGUGGGAUUUUUCAAAGAUCGUUUGGGUUAGUACCACUUGAAAGACCUCUGAUGACAGUUUUGGGUAAGCCGAUUGAAGUCACCAAAGUAGAAAAUCCAAGCGAAGAACAGAUCAAACAGCUCCAUCAAAAAUUUCAGGAAGAAUUGGUAAAACUCUUCGACAAGUAUAAAUACCAGUUUUUUGAUAAUCCCCAAGAUAAGUGCCUCGAAUUGGAAUAAAAAAUCGUAAAACUACUAAAACUAAUUAAAAAAAUAAAUAAAGGUACUACCUAUAGAACUACAUUGCAACUGUUCUGAUAACAAAUAACAUUUGAUGCAUUAUUAUUGACUUGUUGUGUCAAUGAUAUUGAAAAGUUAAAAUUUGUUACAAAGUUCCCUCUAGCCUCUAGAAAAUUGCCUUCACAGUAUUUUUUAAGUAAAAAAUAACGAUACCAAAAUAACAGACGUUUUUUAUUUUUCUCUAUGUUUAUCUAUCGUCAUAGCA
Tribolium castaneum (red flour beetle) is the source of this 1367-nucleotide messenger RNA. RefSeq names its product 2-acylglycerol O-acyltransferase 2. Gene Ontology annotation, cellular component: endoplasmic reticulum membrane. Lineage: Eukaryota; Metazoa; Arthropoda; Insecta; Coleoptera; Tenebrionidae. The record is from RefSeq and is a predicted model, not a curated record. Gene Ontology annotation, biological process: triglyceride biosynthetic process. The transcript is spliced from 3 exons. The coding region runs from base 83 to 1102 and encodes 339 amino acids. Gene Ontology annotation, molecular function: diacylglycerol O-acyltransferase activity.